Messenger RNA from Purpureocillium lilacinum, 1218 nucleotides. RefSeq lists its product as uncharacterized. Gene Ontology annotation, molecular function: oxidoreductase activity, acting on paired donors, with incorporation or reduction of molecular oxygen; iron ion binding; monooxygenase activity. Lineage: Eukaryota; Fungi; Ascomycota; Sordariomycetes; Hypocreales; Ophiocordycipitaceae. The record is from RefSeq and is a predicted model, not a curated record.
AUGACUGUUCCCGAGCCCCCCAAGUUUCCCUUCCUUCGAGCAUCAGGCCUCGAGCCACCGGCCGAGUUCGCUCGCCUUCGGGCGACCGAUCCGCUGUCCCAAGUUCGACUUUUCGACGGGAGCCUGGCGUGGCUUGCAACAAAGUACGAAGAUGUCUGCUUUGUGGCCACCGAUGACCGCCUGUCCAAGGUCCGAGCACGACCGGGGUUCCCCGAGCUCAGUGCAGGCGGCAAGGAAGCUGCCAAGGCGAAAGCAACUUUUGUCGACAUGGACGCUCCAGACCAUAUGCACCAGAGGGGCAUGGUUGAGAAAUUCUUCGACACAACUUAUGUCAACAACCUGCGACCAUAUAUCCAGAAGACAGUAGAUGACCUUCUGGACGCCAUCGUGGCCAAGGGAUGCCACAGUGGCCCUAUCGAUCUGAUCAAGGAAUUUGCACUUCCUGUUCCGUCAUAUGUCAUCUACCACAUCCUUGGAGUCCCGCCUCACGACCUGGAGAAGUUGACACACAAGAACGCCAUCCGCUCAAACGGAAGCGCCACAGCCCGAGAGGCAUCGGCGGCUAGCCAAGAGCUGCUAGACUACCUCAGUGCUUUGGUCGAUGAUCGCGCCAGAGAACCGAAGAAUGACCUCAUCAGCAGCCUUGUCACGGAGCAAGUGAAGCCCGGCCACAUUGAGAAGUCCGACGCUGUUCAAAUUGCGUUCCUGCUCCUCGUUGCGGGAAAUGCUACCAUGGUGAACAUGAUCGCUCUUGGCGUUGUCACGCUGUUCCAAAAUCCAUCGCAGCUUGAGCAGCUGAAGAAGGACCCAUCGCUUGCUUCUACUUUCGUCAAGGAGCUCACUCGAUUUCACACGGGGUCCGCUCUGGCCAUGAAGCGCACUGCUAAAGUCGACGUGCAACUGCGUGGAAAGCUCAUCAAAGCCGGCGAGGGCAUCAUCGCGUCCAACCAGUCCGCCAAUCGAGAUGAGGAUGUCUUUGCGAACCCUGACACCUUUGACAUGAACCGAAAGUGGCCUGCCGAUAAGGAUCCGCUCGGCUACGGCUUUGGCGACCAUCGCUGCAUUGCCGAGCUGCUGGCGAAUACAGAACUCACGACGGUCUUUGCUACUCUAUUCCAGAAGUUGCCAGGCCUGACACUUACUCAGCGCCCCGAAGACGUGCAGUGCACACCUCUGCACAAGGAUGUCGGCAUUGUCGAGCUCCCUGUGACGUUCUAA